AUGACUGAGAAGAGUGAUAUAUGUCUGCUGGGACUGAUCCUUCUCUCUUCACUAUUCACAGGUGUGAGUGGAGCAGAAGACACUCAUGUGUUCAUCAGUUCUGGUGAAAGUGUGUCUCUGUCCUGUAAUGAUGCUCUUCAUCAAUGCUCCUCAACUAUAUGGAUGCACAGUAAAUAUACAACAUCAUCUACAGUAGAAGUGUUUACUGGAGGAAUAAAUAAGAAUAACACAGAGAGAUCUGAGAGACUGAGUCUGACAUCUGACAGCUCUCUCAACAUCUAUAAAACAACACAACAUGAUGGUGGACUUUACAUCUGCAGACAAUAUGUGAAUGGACAUCAACAUGGACCUGAUUCACAUGUUUUUCUACAUGUUCUUCAUGUGUCUUCAUCAUCAUCAUCAUCACAGACUGAGAUAAGAGCAAACACACCUGUCACUCUCUCCUGUCAGCUGUUUACAUAUUACUGUGGUUAUGUGUUCAGUGAUGAUGGAUUUCAGCUGGUGUGGAUGAAUCAGACUGAUGUUGAUCUACAGACAGACUCCAGAUAUCAGAUUAGAUCAGAUGAACUCUGUCUCAUCUCUCUGACUACAACACUCGUGAAUGAAGACGACAACACAGAGUUGAGAUGUGUGCUCAAACACAAGAAUGACAUCAAGACCUCAGUCACAUAUACUGUCAGAUUUACAGAUUCAAACAAGAUUCUAGUGACCACCACAAACCCUGAGAGAUUCUCAACUCUUAACACAACAGAAACUACACAACAACGACAAAAACAAGAGACAAGCUCUCAAACAGUGACCAUUGCUGUGAUAGCUUCAUUACUUCUUCUACUUACUGUUGCUGUUCUUUGUGUGAUUAAUAUCAAAAGAUCAGAUCAAAGAUUGUCUGGAGACCCUGUGGUCGCAUCUAAGAAUGACAAUAAUGGAACAUAUGACACCAUCAACAUCGUUCCUUCUACUCCUAUCACAAAUGAGCAGAAAGAUGAUGUGGUUUAUUCUGAGGUAACCGUUGUCAGUAAAAAACAACUGAAGAACAACAUUGUUCAGUCUGCUGGUGAUGUGACUUAUGCCGUCAUCAAAGGAGGAAAAACUGAACCUGAAGACGCCUGCAGAGAGCUUUAAUCCUGCCUGAACAAAACCACUCGCAAAUAAAACACAAACACACAUAAUUAUACAAAACUUAAAUUUCCUUUGACAAACAAACUCAAGUGCAGAUUUGAUUUAUUUGAUGUAUUUUUGGUUGGCUUUGGAAUGUUUGUUUGUUGUCUGUUUGUUUAUUAUUUGAUGUUAUUGUCCACAUGUUAUUGAAUCCUAACAUGUCUGAUGAAUUUUCAUAGGUCUUAUUAAUACUGUACGUGAUCAAAUUGGUGUAGUGUCAUGGAAACAGAUUUCUUAGUUUGACUUUUUAUCUUAAAUGAAGAACCCCAUAAGAAAUGUUAAGACAUUAUAAUGUAUUUAUGUAUGGGCCUAACAUUUUAGACCUCUGUCCCAGCAGAACUUCAUCCUCUGCUGCAAAUGAAUUAUCAUACAUUGUGUAGUGUACUGUAAAGCAUAACACAAUUACUUUCCAAAGUAUGACCAAUGUAGUAGUUUCCAUUAAUAUGACUACACCAGCAACUGUUGCUAAUAAAGCUGAUACAAGGCAAAGUCAGUUUAAAAAAUAAAAAGUAUA
Molecule: messenger RNA, 1672 nt
Organism: Triplophysa dalaica
Lineage: Eukaryota; Metazoa; Chordata; Actinopteri; Cypriniformes; Nemacheilidae
Exons: 9
Coding region: 1-1122 (373 amino acids)
Biological process (GO): interleukin-15-mediated signaling pathway; positive regulation of ERK1 and ERK2 cascade; T cell activation
Cellular component (GO): membrane raft; external side of plasma membrane
Molecular function (GO): protein tyrosine kinase binding; MHC class II protein binding
Source: RefSeq, a predicted model, not a curated record